Molecule: messenger RNA, 864 nt
Organism: Morus notabilis
Lineage: Eukaryota; Viridiplantae; Streptophyta; Magnoliopsida; Rosales; Moraceae
Product: E3 ubiquitin-protein ligase SGR9, amyloplastic
Exons: 1
Coding region: 1-864 (287 amino acids)
Source: RefSeq, a predicted model, not a curated record
AUGGCUCGAUUCCAUUCCAAUAUCGAGAAAUUCUCUAGCAUCUUUGUUAAAGCAGAGAAUAGUAGUACUUUCUCAUAUGACUACGGAACCCUACCGUACCCUCUAUUCUGCUUCAGUUUUUGCGUCAUUCAAAAGCUAAAAUGCACAGAGCCGAGUAGUGCUAGAUCGAAUGCAGUUUACAACAAACCGCUUGUAUUCGAGCGCCCAAUUAGUCGAUUCAAACUAGCAUCAUCACCAGAAUCGCUUUCCACUAUUGCAGGAAUGUUGGCCAACACACCAAUCCCUUUCCUUUUGGAGAAUCCGAUGUUAUGGAUGGAGUGUAAUGAAUUAGAUUCGAUACCAUUGCACAGUCAUGAAGACGUCGUAAAGAAGAUUUCAAAGUUUGCCAGUAGAAUCAUACGUGGUCACGCGUCGGCAAACUCAACACAAGCUUACUAUAAGCUCCACAUCACCAUUGUGAUUGAGAAGACGGUGGCUAUACCAACUCUUUCAGAACAUGAUUCCUUUUUAAGCUUACAUGAUUCGCUUCUAUCACGUCUUAAUAGGUAUAAGUUCAGUUUGAUGAGAUUGCGGAUAUUAGCCGGAGAAUCGAUGGAGGGCAUGUUUGAUGAAGCAGUGGCGGCAGUGUUGCAGUCGGCAAUGGAGGCGUUGAAGAAGUUUAGAUACAGCGGAAGCAUUGAUGAUCAUGAUGAUCAACAAUCAAAGUUGAUAUGUGGGGUUUGUAUGGAAGGGGUGAUGAUUGGAUCCCAUGUCACUCUCAUGCCUUGCUCUCACAUGUUUCAUGAAUAUUGCAUUCUAGAGUGGUUAGAAAGGAGUCCAACGUGCCCUAUUUGUCGCUUCAAGUUGUUAAUUAAUAAUAGUUAA